Messenger RNA from Aspergillus ochraceoroseus IBT 24754, 1103 nucleotides. Its product is annotated as glycosyltransferase family 32 protein. The transcript is spliced from 3 exons. The record is from RefSeq and is a predicted model, not a curated record. Lineage: Eukaryota; Fungi; Ascomycota; Eurotiomycetes; Eurotiales; Aspergillaceae. Gene Ontology annotation, biological process: mannosyl-inositol phosphorylceramide biosynthetic process. The coding region runs from base 1 to 1038 and encodes 345 amino acids. Gene Ontology annotation, molecular function: mannosyltransferase activity.
AUGGCUCGCACUCGGCUUCGAGUACUCUGGGUGUGCUUCCUGGUAUUUCUUGGACUCAAUCUCUACUCGCUGCCGGCGCUGCGAAGCCUCUAUUAUCUUUUACGACUCCCGUUUGUAUGGAAUGAGUCGACAGCGGCCGCCGUCAUUUCCCAGCAACACGACCACUUUGACCUCACGUUUGCGGCCUACGAUGCCAACUACUCGACCAGCGAUGCGGGGUUGCGUCCCCUGAUUCCCUCGAAACUCCAUCACAUCCAUCUAGGAUCCAAUCCUCCACCAGCGAAAUGGCUGGCCGCAAGGGCAGAAUGUCUCAAACACCACAAGUCGUGGGAAACGUUCCUCUGGAAUGACGAGAACGCGGCGCAUUUUGUGCAGGAUCAAUUCCCCCAUCUGUACGACAUGUGGAAUACCUAUCCGUUCAUGGUCCAGCGCGUUGAUGCCCUGCGCUAUAUGGUUCUUGAAAAACACGGGGGCGUUAUCCUCGACUUUGACCUCGCAUGUAAACGUUCGUUGGAGCCCUUGCGCCAAUUCGACUUUGUUGCUCCUGCGGCUCAUCCCACGGGUGUCUCCAUCGGCAUGCUGCUUGCCUCGCCAAACAACUCCUUCGUCAAGGCGCUGGUCAACAAUUUACCAGCCUUUAAUCGCCGGUGGCUAUUACUCCCGUAUGUCACAGUGAUGUUUAGCACGGGUUGCCAUUAUGCCUCAACAAUUUACACGCUCCAGCAGAACCGCACCAACCUCCGAAUUCUCGCCGGAACCCCCCAACUUCCAAACCUACACAUGUUGAACGGAUUCGUUGACACGCCGCUCUUCCGACAUUUCGGCUCUUCGUCAUGGCAUAGUAAGGACGCGCGACUGAUUGCCUUCUUCAAAAAUAUGGAUCAACGUAUCCUUUUCGCCGUGCUAGUUUUCUCCCUCGCGGCCAGCGUGUCGUUUCUGGUGGUCCUUUGCGCGGGGCGACAACGGCAGUCUUCUCACCAGGAUGUGGAAUCUCACUUGUCGCAGUCCACUACGAAAUUUUCCAGCAAGCACGCGUAGUGCAUUCAUUUCAUUUCAGGUCUUGUUUUAAUAUAUAUAUAUAUAUAUUCUUUUUUUUUUUUUUU